AUGUCAAAUACUACUAUUAGCAGUGAAAUAUUAGAUCUUCAGUUGGCUUCUCGAAUGAUCUUCUCUUAUGCGGUACUAGUUUUCAUCGCUUUUGGAACAGUUGGUAAUCUAUUGAAUAUCUUUGUAUUUAUUCGAAUAAAAGUAUUACGACAAAUGCCCAAUUCCGUUUUUCUAUUAACGUCUUUUAUCGCUAGUUUAGUGCAAAUAUGGACGACUCGUUUUUCUGCUGCAUUUCAUAAUCUCACAGGCGUUGAUCUAUUAAAGCAAUCGAGUUUUUAUUGUGAAAUCCGCUGGUUAUUCGGCCGUACGGGUGCAACCAUAUCAAUGGCAAGUAUUUGUUUGUCAAGUAUUAAUCGGUUUUUAAUGACGUCACAAAAUGUACGCUAUCGUCAAGUAGUUACUAUGCGAUGUGCUCGCAUGACAGUCAUCGUUAUGAUUCUAAUCUUUUUAAUUCCACUUAUUCCUGAUAUUGUUUAUUAUUCGGGACCAGGGUGCACACCAACUGGGUCACCUUAUUGGUAUAGACAGUAUACCAUGUAUUUUAAUCAGAUCUUUUCCAAUAUUGUACCUGGUCCUGUUCUUGCUAUAUUUGGUAUACUUACCUGGCGUAAUCUUCGUAGUGUGAGGGUUAUUCAACGUAACCGACUCGAAGAGCAAGUUAAUCGUAUGAUAUUGGCUGAACUUGUAAUGAUAUGUAUCACUGCAAUUCCAACUAUCAUUGGUGCUAUCUAUCCGUUAGUUACUGUGUCAAUAACAAAAUCUCAAUUACGAGUGGCACAAGAUAGUUUGUGGUUAAAUAUUUUAGCUAUUCCCGGCAUUACAACGUAUUGUGCAUCAUUUUAUGUAUUUUAUGCUGCAUCUUCUGCGUACAGAAAGAAUGUUCGAACAGCUCUCAGCUGUAAGAAACAUAACCGGAUUGAAACACAAGAUUAUACACAACAGCAAAAUGCAUUAAUUCCCAUGAAAACUAUUGCUCUGCGUGGAUGA
Messenger RNA from Adineta steineri, 987 nucleotides. NCBI's taxonomy places the organism in Eukaryota, Metazoa, Rotifera, Eurotatoria, Adinetida, Adinetidae. The record is from the annotation of a GenBank genome assembly.